UCGGUUGGGCCGCACGCGUUGCUUCUCGAAUCUUGUGAUCGAUAAGCAAUUAAGAUUUUAUACGUCACCAAGUUUAAAUCCGAACGUUGAAGUGAACAGUGCAAAAACAAAUGUUUCGUGCUUAAACACUUGGACGUCCAAGGUCAAAUGUGUUAAAGUGAAAAAAUCGGAUAAUCUUCAAUGUUUUGAUAUCGUCACGCUUGUUGGUUGUUUUUUAUCGGUACUUAUUUCCGUUAAUGGUAUUGGAGUUAACUAUAAUUGAAUUGUGAAAUGUAUAUGGAAGAGAACAGUGUGCGGUUCAAUUUCGAAAAUAGUGUGAAAAAUUUAUGAUGAUAUAUUACUGAAAUUAAAAAAGGUGCAAUAAAUAGGUGGUUGGAAUAAUAUAAUUAAUAUUUCAAAGUGGCGAAGUCAGAGUCUCGUGUUGUGUUAGUGGGUGAAGGUGACAGCGAUGGAUGCUGUUGUCCUGGCAUGAGGAUCAGUGAUAUUGGUGGAGUUCUCCUUGAAGCUGCAAAGCUAACAAGGUCCUGGUUCUGUCAAAACCCUGCUUACGGCUUCACACAGAAAGUCGACGAAGAGGAGGGUGGUGGUGGGGUGGCGUUACAUCCACCGGACGGAUUUUACUCUCACCAGCACAGCAUACAUAGCGGACAUCAUGCCCAUCAGUCAGAGCCUGACCGGGGCUAUAUGGAGGGCAAUCGAUACGUCACAGCUGUACACCGACCGUUACCUGCACUAAAUCACUCCAACUCGUCAUGCUCGUCGGCGUCCAACGCGUCGACGGGCGCGGGGCUGUGCGCGGGCGCAGCGGAACCUGCGCCGCCGCUGUACAUCGCCGCACCGCCAGAGGGCUUCGGGUUGGCUGUUCAUACCAACAGACGGGGCACAGACGUUGGGAUCAUUGGCACAGCAGGAAUAACACAAAAAGAUCCUAGUUUGCCACAAAAACGGGGCAAAUUGACCCGAGGUCGCUAUGAAAUGUCCCAAGAUCUACUGGACAAACAAGUCGAGAUAUUGGAAAGGCGAUACGGAGGGCUCAGGGCUAGAAGAGCAGCAGUUACAAUACAGAGGGCCUUCAGAAGGAGGCAACUUUUGAAAAAGUUCAGCGCGAUCACAGCUAUGGCGAAGGCGGCCGACUCGAAUUCGAGAAGGCAUCAAGAUGGCUCUGACCAUUUACUUGUUAACGGCAAUGAUAUCUACGCGAACACUCUACUGCAGAAAAGUCCGGGCAGCGCUGAAAAAGUACUCGCGCUAUCAAGACCGAUGCGAUCCAUGUCCUUACGUGAAAGGCAUGAUAUUGACAUGAGCAAUCACAUGCCACUCGAUCCUCAAAGCGAAGUGGAAGCGAUGGUCGCUCGGGUGCAGCAGUCAGCUCACCAGAUACACAUGAUAGCGUCCGAGAUACCGCCGCAUCAUCGUGGCGAUGCUGACAGCGGGGUAUGCAGCUGUUCAGUGAGCGGCUCAGUGACGAAUAUAUCAACAUCCUCAUCCCAUAAUGAAUCUCUACACAACCAUCAAUUGUUAAAUAAUACGGGUCCCAUAUAUGGUAACCUGCUCUCGUCAGGCGGUAAGCCGCUGUCAUCACCCACCGCUCGUCAGCAGCAGCAGCUCGCCGCGAUACAGGCGGCCAACGCGAGGCGACACCCACCAGAAGUACCAAAGAGGACCAGCAGCAUAACACUCAACGCGGAGAGCCCGGUGUCGCUGCGUCGCGCGGAGUGCGUGGGCGCGGUGGUGCGCGGCGGGUCCAUGUCGUCCGUGCAGUCGUCGUCGUCGUCCUCCUCGCAGGAGCACCGCCACCACUACCACCAGCCUUACCAGCCGAGGGCGCCGGAACCUCAUAUCCACAUCCAAGAACAGCAGUUCCAACAACACGCACGCACGGCGUCCGGCACGUUGUAUGAGGGGGAACGAUACGCGGUCUGGAAGAGACAAGAGGCCCCGCCGUACUACGAGGCUCCACCACCCACCACCUGUUGCCGACCGCAGCAUGACCACCACCCCCAUACGCACCAACAGCCUCUUAAAGUAUCAGAAACCGUUCGUAAACGUCAAUAUCGAGUCGGAUUAAACUUGUUCAAUAAGAAACCGGAGCGCGGUAUAGCUUAUCUGAUCUCCCGCGGGUUCCUCGAGAACUCUCCGAGAGGAGUUGCCAGGUUCCUCAUCACGAGAAAGGGUCUCAGCAAGCAGAUGAUUGGGGAAUACUUGGGAAAUUUGCAGAGUCAGUUCAACAUGGCUGUUUUAGAAUGUUUCGUGAACGAGCUCGAUCUCUCCGGAAUGGCAGUCGACGUCGCUCUACGUAGAUACCAAGCGCACUUCCGAUUACCGGGCGAGGCGCAGAAGAUAGAACGACUUGUCGAGGCCUUCGCUAGGAGAUACUGUGUGUGCAACACUGACUUUGUGCAGAGACUGCGUACACAGGAUACGAUAUUCGUGCUAGCGUUCGCAAUAAUAAUGCUCAACACGGAUCUACACACUCCGAACCUCAAGCCCGAGGCGCGCAUGUCUCUGGACGAUUUCGUGCGGAACCUGCGCGGUAUCGACGACUGCGGUGACAUAGACCGGGACAUGUUGGCCGGGAUAUACGACAGGGUGAAGGCGAGCGAGUUCAGGCCGGGAAGCGACCAUGUGACGCAGGUGAUGAAAGUACAAGCUACCAUCGUUGGUAAGAAGCCUCACUUGGCUUUGCCGCACCGUCGUUUGGUCUGCUACUGUCGUCUCUACGAAAUACCCGACAUACAUAAGAAGGAACGACCGGGAGUCCAUCAGAGAGAGGUGUUCCUCUUCAAUGAUCUCCUUGUCAUAACGAAGAUCUUCAGCAAGAAGAAGUCGUCUGUGACGUACACAUUCAGGCAAUCGUUCCCACUGUGCGGCAUGCUUGUCAACCUCUUCUCUGUUCCGCAUUAUCCAUUCGGAAUACGUCUAUCUCGUCGCGUGGACGGUCGCAGACUGGCGACUUUCAAUGCGCGCAACGAACACGAUAGAUGCAAGUUUGCGGAGGAUCUUCGGGAGAGCGUCGCUGAGAUGGACGAGAUGGAAGCCAUGAGGAUCGAAUCCGAACUCAACCGCGGGAAGGGGAGGAACACGGGAAACGCCUCGAGGAACGUAAUGGAGAAUCGUGAUAGUGGCGUGGCGGACGUCGAAAUCGAUCACCAACAAUGCAUGGAUCAUGUACAUGUUCACGGUGUGGUGGUACCCCCACCACCGUCAUGUCCAGCCCCGUCAGCGCCGUCACGACUGUCGCAGAACCCACCACCAACAAGUAUCAUCAAGCGGAACGUACUUAGCAACUCGCUCGUCGACAUUAACGAUCCCGUCGCUCUAGCAGCGGAGCGCCUGCAGCGACGGGGGUCGGUGGGCUCGCUGGACAGCGGCAUGUCGGUGUCGUUCCAGCACGGCAGCCGCACCGCGCUGCACGCCACGUCGCCGCGACACCCGCCCGAGCAGCGCUCGCCCGGUCGUUUGUUCGGAGGCAUAUUUCCUGGUCGUCAACGGAAAUUGAGUGCAUCAGGCGUCCCGGACACUAAGCAAGGACAAGUCGGAAAGAGCACAGAGGUUUAAAGAUCAGGAAUCGAUUCGAUGUCGAUUAUUUACCGAUUUCUUCUAAACCUUAAAAUCCCAAAUGGAUUUGUUUAACAGAAGCAUAUUUGCAUUCGGGUUUAAUUUUGGCAAUAUCUUUGAACUAUUGCGAAUUAAAAAUGCUUUUUUCCUAAACGAUUAUAAUCGAAUAAGCGUUGCAUAAGAUUGAUAUCUGAUUUUAUAUCUUGCUAUUUAUAUUGUAACCGGUUAGACGUUUUUGAUAUUAGCUAGUUCGGGUUUUCUUAAGUGCCAUCUUUUAUGAUAAUUUCGAGUCCCUUUGAAACGGGAGUAGACUUUAUUUAAGUGCAUUACAUAAAUCUUAAUAUUUGCAAUUAUUCGAUAUAAUUAAGAACGGAUAAUUGAAUUAUAAAUUAUAUGAUACGGAAUAUGAUUCGUAUUUCGGUUUAUGGAUUUUGGACAUAUUUCAAUACUUGAGAAAGAAUUUUAGGAGUAUUAUAAGGUGGAAGAUUAAAAUUCAGGGUAUAAUCGAGGCGGGGAAACAGUUUAUUAAAUGUUUGCAUUAUACUAGACGUGCCAAUGAUAUAUAAAUAUCAUUCGACUUUACAUUAUAACAAUUCAAUACAUAAUAUUGACAUAAUUCUCUUGAAUUUUUUCAUACGUAGACUCUUUCGUGAUAUAAGAUUUAUUUUUAAAUAUUGCGGAAAGGGGUUAUUCGGAUUUAACAACGAAAUAAAACGGAUUAUAUAAGAUAUUGGGGCCACGUAUUCGGGAAGGUUUUCGAGAAAUUCAAUUAUUUUCUGAAAACUUUUGGAAGGUAGAUGUGGUUUAAUAUAUCGUUGAGACACAGGGUUAUGUAACCGAAAUUCGAUAGGAUUGUUUUGCAUUGAACUAAUGACAUUCUUGAGGACAUAGCUUAGAUAAAAUUUAUUCGAAAUAAUAAUUCAAUGUUUAUUUAAAAUACGAUCAUUAAACGUAUAAUCCAUUGCACGUUACCAGCCGAGAAGUAUUAAAGAUUCGUUUAAUAGAAAAAAGAAGUUAAUAUUAAAUCAAAUUUUUAUCUUUUUUUUAGAAUAGUUGUAAAUACGUUCAGAAUAUAGGAUACCAUAGAUAAUGUAUAAACAUCACAUUAUUCUUAAUAUUUCUUUCGGCACAAGGCAUUUUAUUAUAACGCAUAAAUUAUAUUAAAAAUAUUAUACGAUUUAUUGUUGAAAAGUUAUAGAUAUACAUUAUCCAGUAAAUUAUAAGCUUUUGGCGAUUAAAGCCGUACAAAUUCAUUUCCAUAGAGUUUUUAAAAACCUUUAUUCUAUCGAAUCCUGAUCGGAUUCUGUCCAUAGAUUUAUCCUACGCCAAAUAAAAUUUCUUGUCCAUUUAGAUAAAAACAAAAGUGUCCUAUAUUGAAUUAUCUUUAUAUCGACAAUAAUACGCUAUUCGUUUACUCAAAUGUUGCUAAGCUGUUUUAUAAAUUGAAAAAUAAAUAUUUUAUUUCGUGAAUAAUAUUCGCGUUCCCGAAAAUCUCUAUUCUUGGUUCAAAAUUAAUAACUGUAUUUAUUGGAAUAUUAAUUCCGUCAAGAAUUCCUCAAUAUUACCCCCUAAAUGAAUUUAAGUUAUUUCGUUACCAGACUUUCUUAGAUUACCAUUAUUUUUGAAAUAAUAAUGCUGUCUUUUUACUGUACCUUUCUCUUUCUUUCGAAUAUUUUCUUAUUAAUUUACAAAUCUUAUUUAAAUUAAUUUACCAAAUUCUUUUAACCUACCAAAUAUUAUCUUAACGCGUCCAAUCCUUACUUGAAUUUUCAUUCCCUCGUAGAAAAAAAAAAUAUAACAACCUUGCUUGUUUCUUGAAAACGGUUUGGUUUAAAUUGUUGUUCCGACAUAAACAUUUCUAGAGCUGAGAAUGUAGGAGAGUAUUUAGCAAAUUUGCUAAUCUUUAAUGUGAAUUUGUCAUCUACGUGAUCGACUGAAAAUAUUUGUACUCCCACUUUUAAAGUUUUCUAUAUUAAUUAGUUAAUAAUGUUGACUUUGUAUCGAUUGUGUAGGCUUGUUGUUUCUACUGAUUGAUACGUGGGUAGAUAGACAAAUAAUUGACUUGUUGACAUGGAUAUUGACUCUUAUUUCGUGGGUGUUAAGGUUUGGGUGAUGAUGUUACGGGAAAUGUACUUAGGACCUAUGGUAAAUUGUUUGAAUGGUAAUGUUAAUGGAAACGAUUCCUAUAGACAGGAUUAUUCGUAUCAUUGCAUUAUUGAUGAUUUACUUCUUUCGAAAUUUAAUUCAAAUAAAUUUAAUGAAAUUUUUCUAAUUCAAUUUUAUUUACAAUUUUUUCUUCUAUAGUGAUUUGUUUCUCCUUUCAGCUAAUUGACUUUCUAAAUAAUGUACGAUAACGUAUACGUACCGUACAAAUCUGAAUGUUCUGUCCAAUUAAAUUAUUGUACUGUUGAAUCUCCAUUAUUAAUCGUAUAUUGUAAGUUUUUUUUUAUUUCAAAUUUAAUAUUGUAGAGUUUCGAUUGGUCACAAGGAUUUUGAUAAAUGUUUAAACCAAUGAAAUUGUUUGAAUUUUGUUUACAGUAUUUUAGAUUUGUUUUGUUGUCGUUUAGUAUGGUUAACAGAGGCGAGUAAUAUAGUUGUUUUUUUUUUAAAUUAUAGAUAAAACGGAAAAAUAAAAAUCUUUUUGUAAAAUGUUUGUGGCUAAUCCAUUCUCGUAUGAAUAAAAAAUAAAUCCACGUUUGUGCUAUUUCUAAUCUUAGAGUAAUGCAUUAAUAUAAAAGGAAUUGAUCACUUGUUUUGUCGUUGGAUUUUGAACUUUAUUAUAACGUAAUAACUUUAAAUAUUGUGUGCGAGGUUUGUUUGUGAUGACUUCGUGUACGUAUUUCAAGCGAGAUGCGUUUUUUCUCUUGAAGAUAAUUGAGUUUGUACGCCUACUUGCGUUCUAAAUACGAAUUUGAAAUGUAUAUUUUUAUCCAAUAUAGCGCCAAUUGCAUCAAUUAAAUAAUAACCCUUUGCCCUUACAAUAGAAGAUCAAUUAAUUGUUUAAAAAUGUACAUGAUUGAAAAUGUUUAUAGAUAGUGUAAAUUUUUGGAGCACUAAAAAAAUAACAUUCGUAUUUGGAACGCAUCUAAAGUUUGUGUGGAAUGAUCUUUGUAUUGCUUUUGUAAAUUUCGCUUGAAGCCAAAGAUGUAUUUUUGAUUGUGUUCACUUACUGCUCCAAUGAACGUGUGUUUUUGCGUUAAAUUGUAUAUUUUUUCUGAAGUUGAUUUUUUUUAAUAAAUCAAAACAAGAAGUGAAUUUAUGUUAUCUGUAAUUUUAUUAAUUAGAUCCGUGUCACAUUAAGCUUAAGUAUAAUAAAAAAUAUUAUAAAAUUUAUCGACUAACAUUCAAUAUAUGGAGACUAAUUUAAAAAAAAAAAAACCAGAUUAUAUUAAAGAACCGAGUGUGACAUGGGACUUAAUAAUUAGUUUGAAAAGUUUAAUUUUCUGUAAUAUAAACCAUACUAACUUAUAUAACUUGUAUGUAUAUUUUAGAGUUUGUCAUAUAUAUAUAUUUUUAGUUGAUAAUUGUUAUUAUGUAGUAUUAAGCAAUAAACGCGUUCGGCGUCUCCCUGUACGUCUGUACGUUGUAUCAUAAUGUUGUUGAGAGUUGCUACAACUAAGUCACUUACAUUAGUUUUAUUUAAAAAAAAAACAUGAAAAUGUAUUUAUUUAUUAAAUAUGAAUUAACAUUCAUGAGGGUU
Messenger RNA from Nymphalis io (European peacock), 7258 nucleotides. RefSeq names its product IQ motif and SEC7 domain-containing protein 1 (gene siz). Gene Ontology annotation, biological process: actin cytoskeleton organization; regulation of ARF protein signal transduction. The record is from RefSeq and is a predicted model, not a curated record. Lineage: Eukaryota; Metazoa; Arthropoda; Insecta; Lepidoptera; Nymphalidae. The transcript is spliced from 22 exons. The coding region runs from base 469 to 3558 and encodes 1029 amino acids. Gene Ontology annotation, molecular function: guanyl-nucleotide exchange factor activity.